CAGCCUUCAGGACCACUUCCUGAAACCAGCCGUCCAUAUAUAGCUGCUAAAAUCCGAGAAGCAAGAGAGAGAGCCGAAGAAACGACUCCACGGCGUCAUCUUCAUCUUACUGGCGAGAAUCAUGAGGUACGGAACUCUGUUGGUGCUGGUCGCCAUGGCGAUGGCCGUGUCUGCCCAUGAUUGGUCCCUGGACUCAGAGUGGGAGGAGUGGAAGCAGACCUAUAGGAAGCAGUACAAUGGCAUGAAUGAAGAAGGGAUCCGCCGCUCCGUCUGGGAGAAGAACAUGAAGCUGAUCGCAGCCCACAACCAGGAAUACGAGCUGGGAAUGCACUCCUACGAACUGGGAAUGAACCAGCUGGGAGACAUGACCACAGAGGAGGUGGCAGAGAAGAUGACUGGCCUCCAGGUGCCGCUCUCCAGAGACCCUGCCAACACCUUCACCCCCGACCCCAACCUGGAGCUCCCCAAGUCAGUGGAUUACAGAAAGAAGGGCUACGUCACUCCAGUGCGCAACCAGGGUUCCUGUGGCUCCUGCUGGGCGUUCAGCUCCGCGGGGGCCCUUGAGGGCCAGCUCAAGAAGACCACAGGUCAGCUGGUCUCACUCAGCCCGCAGAACCUGGUGGACUGUACCACCGACAACGAUGGCUGCGGGGGUGGCUACAUGACCAACGCAUUCAAAUACGUCCAGGAGAAUGGCGGCAUCGAUUCAGAGGAGGCGUACCCCUACACCGGACAGCAGGGGGAGUGCAUCUACAACAAGACCGGCCAGGCCGCCACGUGCAAAGGCUUCAAGGAGAUCCCAGUGGGCAGCGAGUGGGCGCUGCAGUCAGCUGUGGCCAAGGUGGGGCCUGUGUCCGUGGGCAUCGAUGCCACACUCAGCUCCUUCCAGUUCUACAAGAGAGGCAUCUACUACGACCCCGCUUGCAACAAAGAUGACAUCAACCACGCUGUCCUGGCUGUGGGGUACGGAUCUUACAAAGGGAAGAAGUACUGGAUUGUGAAGAACAGCUGGAGUGAAGACUGGGGGAACAAAGGUUACAUCCUGAUGGCAAGAAACCGGAAUAACAUGUGCGGCAUCGCGAACCUGGCCAGCUACCCCAUUAUGUGAAGAGGGAGAGGAGAGGAGAGGAGAGGGAGAGGAGAGGAGGAGAGGAGAG
Molecule: messenger RNA, 1157 nt
Organism: Polyodon spathula (Mississippi paddlefish)
Lineage: Eukaryota; Metazoa; Chordata; Actinopteri; Acipenseriformes; Polyodontidae
Product: cathepsin K-like
Exons: 8
Coding region: 122-1108 (328 amino acids)
Biological process (GO): immune response
Cellular component (GO): lysosome
Molecular function (GO): cysteine-type endopeptidase activity
Source: RefSeq, a predicted model, not a curated record